Messenger RNA from Laetiporus sulphureus 93-53, 822 nucleotides. RefSeq names its product glutathione-S-transferase. Gene Ontology annotation, molecular function: glutathione transferase activity. Lineage: Eukaryota; Fungi; Basidiomycota; Agaricomycetes; Polyporales; Laetiporaceae. Gene Ontology annotation, cellular component: cytoplasm. The record is from RefSeq and is a predicted model, not a curated record. The coding region runs from base 25 to 795 and encodes 256 amino acids. The transcript has 4 exons.
UACUCGAACAUCGUGCCGUCGAACAUGGGUCAUCCUGACGAAGACAUCUAUCCUGUUGCGACAGGUCCCGCCGCCAAAACGGUUGCGGCGCACCAGGACCCACAGGACCUCGUGUUCUGGGCUGGAUGGUUUUGCCCAUUCGUACAGCGCGUGUGGAUUAGCUUGGAGGAAAAGAAUAUACCUUACCAAUACAAGGAGGUCAAUCCAUACAAAAAGGAGAAGUACUUUCUCGACAUAAACCCCAAGGGCUUGGUCCCUGCCAUCGAGUACAAAGGCAGGCCGCUCGCCGAGUCGCUGAUUAUUUGCGAGUUUCUUGAGGACGCGUACCCCGAUCACGCACCUCACCUCCUCCCAGUCGACCCAUUCGAGCGUGCCUACGUGCGCCUCUGGAUCGAUCAUGUCUCCAAGAAUGUCAUUCCUGGCUUUCACCGUCUGGUGCAGGCGCAGGAACCGGACAAGCAGAAGGCCUACCUUGAGGAGUUCAACAAGGCGCUCAGGACGAUCGCCGAGAAGGCGAAGGGUCCCUACUUCCUUGGGGAACAGUUCAGCAUGAUUGACGUUGUGGUGGCGCCGUGGGUCGUUCGUGACUAUAUCGUAAGGGAGCACCGUGGGUACACAAGAGAAGCAGUCGGCGGUGGGUGGAAGGAAUGGGCGGAGAACCUCGAGAAGAGGGAUAGUGUAGUGAAGACGUCUAGCGAUUUAGAACAUUACGCACCAAUCUAUACUCGGUACUUACGCGACGAGGCGCAGAGCGAAGCCGCGAAGGCUAUCAGAGCUGGAAGAGCUAUUCCGUGAUGCAGCACUGUCGUCAUGUCGUCAACC